Messenger RNA from Botrytis cinerea B05.10, 1294 nucleotides. RefSeq lists its product as hypothetical. Gene Ontology annotation, molecular function: acetate transmembrane transporter activity. The record is from RefSeq and is a predicted model, not a curated record. Bases 196 to 1080 code for a protein of 294 amino acids. Gene Ontology annotation, cellular component: plasma membrane. NCBI's taxonomy places the organism in Eukaryota, Fungi, Ascomycota, Leotiomycetes, Helotiales, Sclerotiniaceae. The transcript has 3 exons.
GGGGAUUUUCAUUUUUAUUUCUUCUUCUUGAUUGAGUAGGGAAUCUCGUCUUUUUUCUUUUCUCUCCUAAUCCUAUUGUGCUUCACUUCAUCGCUUUCCACCGUUGACACUCAGUCUCGUCUUGAUAUCAUAUUCUCUCAUCUCAUACUCUGAGCUUUAACUUUCGCCUCGCAAAACAUCACAUCUUGUUUAAUCAUGUCUUCACUCGAUACCUCCCACGAUGAUAUCCAUCACGAGAAACCAUACGUGCAACACGUGGCCGGUGGACCCGAUCUCUCUCGUCAAAUAACCCUCCAGCUAAACACUGAUCAAUACGAACGACUAUUCUUCCAACCCUCAUCCGCCAAAGGAGAUCUCGUGAAACGACUCGGAAAUCCCACCCUCCUCGGCCUCCUCGGCUUCCUCGUCCCCUUCUCCUCCACCGUCUUCUCGCUCCUCACCUUCCAAGGCUCCUCCCCCACCUCCCUCGUCUCCAUCGGCGGAACCUUCUACAUGUUCGGCGGCAUCGCCAUGUCCAUCGCCGGAAUCUGCGAAUUCGUACUCGGCAACAGCUUCCCCUUCUCCGUCUUCAUAAUCUUCGGCGUGCACUGGGUCUACCUCGGAUUUCUCAACGAUCCGCUGCACGGCGUAGCCGCCUCCUACGCCACGACCGUCAACGGGGUCGCGGUGCCCGGUGCUCUGAGCCAGGAAUAUAAUGCCGGACAGGGAAACUACUCCGUCGUCAUGGCGCUCAUUUGUUUCGUGUUCCUCUGCGCUAGUCUGCGCACCAACGUCCCGUUUGUAAUUGUGUUCUUCACCUUGAUAUUCGUGUUUGGUUUUCUCGCAGCCGGGUACUAUCAAUUGGGAUACAAUCCCUCGGAAGCGGGCUUGGAGCAUACAAUGCACAUGUUUAAGAUUGCGGGUGGGUUUGGCUUUGUGACUAUUGUAAUGGGAUGGUAUUUGGCCAUCAUCACAUCGUGUGCAUCGACGGGAGUACCAUGCCCAUUACCGAUUUUCGAUUUGAGUUCCAAGGUCUUUUUCCGCAAUAGGGAGGCUGCGAAGACAGAACAUGCGGGUGCUGUUAGGACUGACAUGGUGUAGGUGUGAGAAUAAGAUGUGAGUCUGUUUGACAUGAGGAGAUAUGUUGAGCGGAUGUGAUUUGUAUCGAAUUAUACAUGAUCGAUUCAUAAGGAAUAUGUGUUAAUGAAGGGAUUAAUGAAGGUUGAGUGUAUGUAUAUAUUGAUAUUCCUAUUUUUGUGUUCAAAAUGAGCUAGCUUGAGUAACAAAUAAAUAUAUUGAUAAUCUAUUUCAAUCA